Molecule: messenger RNA, 23439 nt
Organism: Acanthochromis polyacanthus (spiny chromis)
Lineage: Eukaryota; Metazoa; Chordata; Actinopteri; Pomacentridae
Product: hepatoma-derived growth factor-related protein 3
Exons: 6
Coding region: 360-983 (207 amino acids)
Biological process (GO): regulation of transcription by RNA polymerase II
Cellular component (GO): nucleus
Molecular function (GO): double-stranded DNA binding; transcription coregulator activity
Source: RefSeq, a predicted model, not a curated record
GUUAUUUCAUUCUUGAAAUCAAGAACAUGGUCCAGACAAUGUGUCCGCAGAAAACACAACGGUUAGAGGAAGCAACAGCCACGUCCGUCAGCAGGGCUUUUAUUUCGAAGAGCGGAUAGCGGCAGGCGCCCUGGUACAGCGGAGGCCAUUCUCCAUCACAGUUACACCUGACUUUGUGCGUAAGAGGAUAAACCUCUGUCAGGCCCCGUUUUCCGCGUUUUAUAAUUAUUUAUUUUCGUGUAAACUGCAGUCUUGAUUUAAAAACAUAGAUGGUGGAUAAAUUAGUCCUGCGCUGAAGGCCCGGAAACAACUGCAAAGGAUUAUAAAAUCACCAUAAAUCCCUGAGGCUAUCCGCCGACAUGGCUCGACCACGGCCGCGGGAAUACAAGGCAGGAGAUCUGGUUUUCGCUAAGAUGAAGGGGUACCCGCACUGGCCUGCGAGGAUUGAUGAGCUUCCUGAAGGAGCUGUCAAACCACCUGCCAACAAGUACCCCAUCUUCUUCUUUGGGACUCAUGAAACUGCAUUCUUGGGUCCAAAGGAUCUUCUACCCUACAAGGAGUAUAAAGAUAAAUUUGGCAAGUCCAACAAGAGGAAAGGUUUCAAUGAGGGCCUGUGGGAGAUUGAGAACAACCCAGGAGUCAAGUUCACAGGCUAUCAGGCCAUCCAGCAACAGAGCUCAUCAGAAACAGAAGAGGGGGGAAACACUGCUGAUGGGAGCAGCGAGGGUGAAGAGGGAGACUCUGUUGAAGAGGAAGAUGACAAGGAAAAACUGAAGGGAGACAAGACUGGGUCUAAACGGAAAAAGACAGCUGCAUCCAAGAAAUCCUCAAAGCUGUUGAGGAUCUCGUCUGGAGACGAUAACCUGGAGAAGGAUGGAAAAGAUGACGACCAGAAGAGUGGCUCAGAAGGAGGAGAUGCCGACAACGAUAUCAUUGAAAGUACCACCGACAGUAAGAACCAGCUGCUCAUAGAGGAACAUUAAAUGAAAAGGGCAUGAAAAGGAAAUCAUUCUUUGCAGCUGUGAUGUUGGAAAGGUGAAUCUACAACACGAUAUCUCAUCAGCACCAUCUACUGGCUCUCAUCGUCACCUUCAAUACUCUGUUAGAUGUCCAUUUUGUGUUUGUAUGACUGAUGCACCCUUACUUAAACUCUUAUCAUGUGAAUAUCAGGGUCAAUUUGGGCAUUGUCACACAUUUUUUUCAGCACGUAAAUGUAAUGUGAAAUCAAAGCCACUGUCAGGAACUUGAGCUCUCUAAAAUAGAAAGCUAAAGAUUUUUAAUUUAUUUCACCUUGUAAGUUCAUAUUGUUAAAUAAAUAUAUAGAUAUGGGACAUUUAAAUGGGCAUUAGGUAUUCAAAGACUUUAAUCACGCUCUAUUGGCAGACAUUAGGAGCUUUGAUAAUAUUAACUGGGUUUAUAUUCAGCCUUUCUUCUACUAGACUCAGACUAAUAGCCCAAGCAGAAUGAAAAAAGCUUUGACAACCUGUUAUCAAGAUGAUGGUAAGAAGUUAGUGGCCAGUGUGGGUGGUUAAUUCCCUUCAUUUUAUCUGUCAAAGUAGAGCCAAAUCUGUUGCUUGACCAGACUAAUAGUACAACUUUUUCAAAAGUUAGCCUGUUUUCCAUUGUAUAUCUGAUUAUCCUAAAGCACAGAAAAAUGACACUCUACCAAAGCUGUCAUUUCUUACACUGACUAAACAAUCUAGUUUGGUUUUUGCUGACCAUCUUUUUCUACAACAAUCUAUAGCAACUUGCAGUCUUCACCAACAAUUGAAGCUGUUAGUUCAGCUGUCACAUAGGAAUAGAUAAGAGUAUAUCAAUCUGAAGUAUUUAAUAGAUAAUAUCACUCCCCAAAAAGUACAAUUUGACAAUAGAGAGAUAUGAUAGUUAGCUAAAACGCCUUACCACAGCAUCCCUAUCUGCCAGGCAUGAUAUCCAAAUUUUCACACACACACACAUACAUUAGGGUGCCACAGGCUGUAAUGGCCAAAAAAUUUUUAAAAUAUUUUUCGGGUCCCACCCCCUAGUUUUUUUCCUUUUAUGAAACACAGUAACUACGCAAAGUUUCAUAGAAAUAUACGCAUAUUUUCUGGUAGCUCAAUUGGCUGGAAUAUUUUCAUAGAGUAAAUAUUCAGUGGUCGGUCAUUGCCUAUGUGUUUAACACUGUAUUAUAUAUUAAAAUAUAAUUUUAUGUAAUUUAGCAGUUUCUUUGUAUUACAUAACUGAUUGUAUGCCAAUGUAGAGGGCUGCACAGUGGAGUAGUGGUUAGCACUUUCACCUUGCAGCAAGAAGAUCUCCAGUUUGCAUACCGGGAUCUUUCUGCAUGGAGUUUGCAUGUUCUCCCUGUGCAUGCGUGGGUUUUCUCCGUGCACUCUGGCUUCCUCCCACAGUCCAAAAAUAUGCUGAGGUUAAUUGGUUACUCUGAAUUGCCCGUAGGUGUGAGUGUGGUUGUUUGUCUGUAUAUGUAGUCCUGUGACAGACUGGCGACCUGUCCAGGGUGUCCCCUGCCUUCGCCCGAGUCAGCUGGGAUAGGCUCCAGCACCCCCCGCGACCCUAGUGAGGAUAAAGUGGUGUAUAGAGAAUGGAUGGAUGGAUGGAUGCCAAUGUAUGGCUGAACUUCUUCAGGCACAGAGAGAAAAAGGAGACGUGGUAGCAUGGGUCCAGUUGACAUAGCACUAGCUCAGAAAGAAGAAAGUUGUAGAAAACGGCACUUGGUGGAAGAAACACGCAGGACAAAAGAGGGUGAACGAAUGCUGGAAGCAGCAGCUUAUACAGAGUUCAGCAGUUGCAGUGAUGGUGAGACGGAAGGCAGUUGCAAUAGUGAUGAUGACUUCGGCCUGCAAAAGUACCAUAGUCAACCGAAGCGACACCAACCUACAGGUCUGCAAGAAAGUCAUUCUCAAUUGAAUCAAAAUCAUCAUAUUGUUGUCACUCCAGAAUUAGCAGCAGCAUUAGACAGAACUAAAGUCAGUGCGGAGGUUUUCAGAAUAUUACACAUAAUUUUGUAACUUUGGUAUGGUUGAGCUACCAGUAAAAAUUAUUUUAACACAUCCAAACUUUGGCAUUUUUUUUCGUUUCACAUUAUGAACACAUUUAGGGAGUGGGACAAUAAAAAUUAGAAAAUUUAUUUUUUUGUGGCACCCUAAUGUACAUGAGGUAACAGUGGUUCUGAAAUAUGAGAAUCCCUCUUUUUCUGUUUAAUUCAGUUGGUUUGUUUGCAAAACAGGUUAGCCUAGCGUUACAUUUUUGCUAGAAUUCAUUUACCGAAAUCUUGUUGUGGUUGAAAAACAACAGCAAACUGAGCUUCUGGCUUUUAUUUUUAUACACACAUAUAUAUAUAUCAUGGUAGAGACUGCGAUUUGGUAGAAUUGGAGUUUCUACCAGUAGAGAUUGCGAUUGGAGUCUCUACCAGUAGAGAUUGCAAUCGCAAUCUCUACCAGUAGAAACUCCAAUUCUACCAGUAGAGAUUUGUCAGGGCUAAGGUUAGAUUUUUAAGGUUAGGGUCAGGGGUCAGGGCAGGGGUUAGAUUAAAAGGUCAGGGUCAGUUAAGGUUAGGGUCAGGGGUCAGGGCAGGGGUCAGAUUUAAAGGACAGGGUUAGUUAAGGUUAGGGUCAGGAGUCAGGGCAGGGGUCAGAUUUAAAGGACAGGGUUAGUUAAGGUUAGGGUCAGGAGUCAGGGCAGGGGUCAGAUUUAAAGUUCCAUCUCUACUGGUAGAGACUCCAAUCGCAAUCUCUACUGGUAGAAACUCCAAUUCUACCAAAUCGCAGUCUCUACCCUGACAUAUAUAUGUAUGUGUAUAUAUCUAUAUAUAUCUAUAUAUAUAUGUAUAUACCACUGUUACCUCAUGUUCAGCCUAAUUAAGUCUUAGUUAACUUAUUAGGCCCGAGCCCCUGGUAGCCCAGGGCGAAGGGCCUGUGUUUGCAACACAGACGACUAGUCGAGCGUACAGUGCUCGAUCACGGAUGAGGGCCAACAUGUCCACACACACACACACACACACACACUGACAUGCACUAACACACACGCACAAACACGAAAACACACACAUUCUCACACACAAAAAUGAUUCGUCGAGCGCAUAGCACUCGACCACGGACAUUCACACUCUCAAACACCUCACAGACGCGUCGGGCUUGCCGAGACCUUUCCGAAAAUAUAUAAUAUGUGGACGAAAUACGGGCGAAAAAAAAUCGCAUAUUGUUUUUGCAAAAAAAAAAUUAUUUUUUUUUAUUUCCUCUUUUUUGUCUUCUGCUCUUUAAACUGGAAUUUGACCCCCUAAACAUGCUCGAAAACUCACUAAAUUUUGCACAAACUUCAGUUCCGGCGAAAAAAAUUUUUUAAUAUGUGUUUCAAAAUUGGGACUUAAAAACUGGCUCUACAGUGCCACCUGCAAAAAUCAAAAUACAUUGCGUCAAUGGGCGGGGGUGCAACAUCAACUUUGUCAUGCAGCCACCAAAUUCGGUACACACAUGCGUCUUGUCGGGACAAACAAAAAAUAUUACUAUGACCCCACCCUCAGACAAACAGGAAGGUAGCUAUUUGGGAUUGAAAUUUCAAAAAUGCUGAGUCAGCGUUUUCCAGGACGUCGUACAAAAUGUUCGUUUUGAUCGCGCGCUUCUCCAAACGAGCUGAAAUUUGGUGUACACCAUCUACACAAGUAGACAAUUCAAAGUUAUCCAAAUCGUAAAUUUUCAUUUCACGGUUUCCGCAUGGCAAUGCCAUUCGUACAUAACGACUCCAAUCCAAACCAAAUUUUAAACACUUAUUGACCCUUCCUACCUGGACACAUUGACAGUGAAAUUUUGACAAUCGAUGUUACAGCGCCCCCUACAGAAUCAAAAUAAAAUCUGUAUGGGGAGUAAAAUUAUUAAUUUGUCAGAAAUGAAUGAAAUUUGGGUGACUAUUCCUUCAUGUGGUCCCGAUCAACAAAGCAAAUUGUAACCAUGUUGUAAUUUUAACGGUGUUGCCGUGGCGAUGGCUGAAGUUCCCCAUGUUAUUCUAAUGGGCCCAAGUGAAAAAUCUCCCAUUAUACUAAAUUUACCUGUUACCAUGGAAACGUCCCAAAUUUGACACAUAAAUUCUGACACACAUGCAGGUUAAAAAACGUCAAUGGUAUCCAUGCAGUAUUUUGGACGGUGUUGCUGUGGCGAUGACCAACAUGUCACAUAUUGUCAUAAUGCAGCAAUGAAUGAGCAUGGCGUCUGUUUGCUGCUGUUUGCACAUUUGUAAAUAUUUUGAUGAAAUUUUGAUGUACGCUCGCCAGAAAAAAAAAUGGGGCAGGUCAUAUCGGCGGCCGCCGAGGGCCUUUUGUGGCUUUAAUUUUUGUUGUUUUCUUAUUUUAUUUCAAAAACAAAUUACCUUAGUCCAUGGGCCCUGACCCAAAAUUUCAGGUAUUGGUGCCACCCAAGGUGACCAAUUGUUUUUGAUAUUUUUAACUUGCUAUGUGUCUGUAGUUUGCAUUUUGAUAUAAAAGCCCUUGCAUACUCACAGUUUAAUAAAUGUUACCACUCAUUUAAUGGACAUGCCCCACAAUGCAAAUGCACAGGGUCUGAGCCCCAAAUCCUAUCAACACAACAGGAUGGAAUUUGAUGGGAUUUUUCCUCAUUACAAAAAAUAAGAAACACCACAUGCUACCCAUCAUCUGUAUAAUAACUUUACAGCACAGAACAAUACUAUAACAAACAUGAGACUGAGAAAUAUUUCAUUUCUAUGGUAACAAGAUUUUCUGUAAGCAGGACGGAAAAAUAGAAUAGUGAAAGUUUGACAAACAGAUUCAAAGUUAAAUUUAAAAAAAGUUAAAAACCAAAGACUAACCAUAUCUUGUGUUUUUAAGUCAGUGCGAUACAGCAGACUAUAAUUUCCAGUUAAACAUACAAAAUACCUAUUUAAAUGGUGUCAAAGCAGUUAAAAUUAAGCUGAAAAGUUCAAAAUGUAACCUAGCUAUAACAGACUGCUACCAGAACUGAUCAUAUACCAAAAACACUAUUGCAAAGACUAUUUUUUUUCUUUAUUUGGUAGGGACAGUGCACAUUAAUGAACGACCAUCUGUUCAGAAAUGGGCGUAAAUAUGCCAGAUUAUAGCGCAAUGCUAAUUUACACCUGCAGUCCCUGAGACAAAAAAAGACAUAACAGUGAUACAUGAAACAAUAAGUCACAAUAAAAGCACAUUGCAAAAAGUACCAAAGAAAACAUAACAGUGAAACAUACGAUGAAAAAUGAGACAAUAGGUCCAUUACUAAGUUGAUAUUUCAACUGCUUUUGCAGUUUUUAUUUGAAUUACAUUUUUAAGCAAUUCUGUCCCAUUGCACUGUGCUGGCACUUAUUCCCAAUUCAAAGGUAAUUGUCCGAGAACGAUACAUGGUCAUAAUGAGACAAAAACACAAAAUACAGGGAAAGGUCAUUUCUUCCAUGUACCAGUAUCAUAUAAAAUAAAGGCAGUCAUUCAAGUUCAUUCAAAGUUAAUCCUAGAAAAGGAAAAAAUAUUACCAUAUUUAACUGACUUAAAUGAGUUUAAUUAACCUUAAAUGGAACUGCAAAAGAUAAUUUACAUCAUUAAGACAUCUAAGCAGUUUUUUCAAAGGAUCUGAAAACAUAUAUACACCUACUGACCAAUAACUCCUUUGAUAGGACAAAAACAAGUGAAGGCGAAUACACAAUUCUCAGAUAAGCAUUGAAACAUGCAUUCAUUUGGGUCUAAUGCUUAUUAUAUAUAAUUAUAUAUAACAUAUAAUUAUUAUAAUAUAUAUAAGAUAUUUCUCACAGUUUUAUUUGAUUAUUGACUUAGAUGUGAUGUUUGCUUACUUAAAGCUGCUGUCCGGAGUUUCCGUUUGUUUUCAAUUUAUGUAUCAUUUUUUAACAAAGCUUAAAUGUGUUAGUCUAGUUCGAUACUAUAAUAUAAAGUUAGUAUAACGCGAUAUGAAAAUUUAUUCCUGAGCUCCGCCUUCCUCUCAUAGACCCCCAUGUUAUUCCAAAAAGCGCCGGUCGCUGCCGACCAAUCAAGUUCGAGCUUCAGCUUUGUCAUGCUGUCAAUCAACGGUUACGCGCACAGCAAGCAAGCCCAUGCAGAGGUGGGCGAGCUAUGCACUACGCAACCGCGAGCACAUUUGUUUUGCUUGUGGAGGAGCUGAGAGAGCAUCAGGGAUCAGCAACUUCCAGAAAAGUUACCAAUCCCACGGCUUGUCAGGCCAAGAGACUGCAGGACGUUUUUUGGCUCAGGGUGCUCGCGUCGCUCCCCGACCACGGCCUCCAUAGCCCGCCUGACGGCUUCGUUUAGAUGCCCGACCUCUGGAGGAAGAUGUUGGGGCGUCUGAGACAUACUCUUCGUCAGAGGAGUCAUGCAAUUCUGAACUCUAGAUAGAAAUAAAUAAACAAUGUAACACAUAUACACGCGUAAAUGCACUAAGUUUGAUAAACAACGUCAUCGAGAGGGAUACACUAGUGUAAUCACAUAUUGAAACUUUACUCGUUCGUCCUAGCAGAUUCAUGUUAUUUUGGUAUUAGGACAAGUUAGACUCAAUACAGCAUUCUAACGUAAUUCCUUUAUUAUUUACUAAAUGUACUAAAUGUAGAAGAGUGGAAAACAGCAAAACAGACAAGAUGCUGCAGCACUCCGGGCAGUCCUGUCAGGUACUGCGCGCAUGCACAAAUAAAGGGGCGAAAUCAGAGGGAGGGAGGGACCAACAGUGUUUUGGGAGACGCUGCGAUUCAAACUCCGGACAGCAGCUUUAAGAUUUAACCCUCUGAAACUCGAGCAUUGAUGAUAUUGUUGUCAUUUUUUUUGUCCCUUUUAAACUGUUUUUAGGAUGCCUCUAAUCAAGAAAACAAUGAGACUUUUUCAUUUUUUGAAUUUUUCAGGAUUUUGUGAAGACGUUACAAAAUUGCAACAGUCUUAGUGUAUGCAAAUGUUACAACUUGAUUCAAAAGUAUUAAAAUAUGUAUACAAAAAUGAACUGUAUUGAUAUGAAAUAGUUGAAUAUGGCAGAAUAAAAUGCAAAUUAAUUUAACAAGUCAAAACUCUAAUUGUAAUCCAUGCUAGAAGGCACUUCCACACAACAACAAAAAAAACUAAGACAAUUAUGUUAUUACAACUUUAUUUUACUUUUUUGAACUUGCAAAAGUGUAAUUGUAUUACCUCAAUCCUCUACAAUUUGUUCAUAUUUACAUUUUGGACUUUGCUCAAACACCAUAAUGAUUUUUGGUGUUUGAGGUCUCUUAAUUGGUGGAUGGCUUUCUCCUUUGUGUGUCUUUAUAUGUGAAACUGAAGGAAGCAGUUUUUCUCAUCUGUGAAGUACAAACGACACAGUUGUUGCAUGCAGUUGAUGUACUGUACCUGUUAGUAUACUGUUAAUCCUAUACAAAAUUAAUUGGGUUAAACUUUAACCUUAACCCCAUAAGACACAGACACACAGACACACACAUAUAUAGAUAGAUAUAGAUAUAUAGAUGGCACAAUUAAUGUAUUUACUCAUGACCCAGUGAUCGUGCCUUCUGUGUAAAUAAGUAGCACCAAUUAAAGCUCAUUGUUGCAUUUUUGCAGUUCACAAGUACAGUUGAAGACAAAAUUAUUCGGCCUGCUAUGAAAUUUAGAUUGUUUCCCAUGGUCCCAAAUCCCAAAUGCUGUUUAACAGGUCAAGGAAUUCUUAGCACAGCUUUUCCAAACAUCCUAGUUUUAUUUUGGAUGCGUACAUUAUUUUACUUUGCACACAGAAACAAGAUUAUUUAACAAAAAAACAAAAACUACCCGGGUCUAAAUUAUUACCCCUCUUGAUGCUAAUACUCGGUUGCGUUACCUUUUUGCUCAACAAAUGCAAUAGUUUGUUGUAGUUUGUAACGAGUCUCUCAUUACAAACUACAACAAACGUUCACUUUGGUCUUCUGAAGGUAGUUCUCCACCAGGAGUGACAUAAGUUUUAGGUCGUCGUCAUGUUUGAAGACAAAGCAACGACCCAGACCCAGUUUUGCAGCUGACUGCUUGAGGUUUUCUGUCAAAAUCUUCAUGAAUCCUUCUUUCUUAAAGAUUUCUUCAGCCUUGACAAGAUUCUCAGCUCCAGAAGCACUGAAGCAUCCCCACAGCAUAAUACUGCCACCACUGUGUUUAACUGUGGAGAUGGAGUUCUUUGGGUUACAUGGGUUACACCUCUUCCCUCUUUCUCCAAACAUAAGCAGCCAAAGAGCACUAGUUUGGUCUCACCUGAAGGACAUGCUUCCAGUAUUCAUAAACUUUCUCCAGGUUGUCCUUAUCAUACUUCAGUCUGACUUGAUGGUGUCUCUUCUGUAGAAGUUAGGGUUCAGUCCACUUCUCUGCAGGGCUCGUGACUGUCUUCUUUGACACGACAACUCCUGACUUGGAUAAGUCAUUAACUAAUGUUUGAUGGUUGUUCCAGCAUCUUUAGACAAAUAUCUCACAAGCUUUCUUUCCAGGGUCUUUGAAAUCUUUGGCUUCUUCCCCCUGCCAGUGUCAGGAUUUGUUUGGGUCGGCUCAGGUGCAGGGAAUGAACAGACUGGCUUUGAAUGCAGCACAAGUCUUUAUUUACAACAAAGGUCGAACUACAAAACCAAACCUAGGACUACAAAUGGAAACAGAAAGCGGGAGCAUACGGCUCGAAAAACUACAGCGACUAACAGAGGCAAAAAUAGUGGAAUAACAACAAGAACAUCCGUCUAACUCUAAAUAAGGUUUGUAGGACAAGAACAACUCAGAAUAAACAAGAUACUUUGACGACAGAGUAACAAGGAGAAAAGCUGCGACUUGGACUGCUCCUACAGAAGCAAAACUACGACAAGACUCCUACUAAUCUACUUAACGACCAGGGAUGCUCGGGGUAGGUUCACAGCGGUGCAGGUGAGGAUUGGCAGCGUGCUGGUGGCCAGAUGGAGGACAGCGUGGGGAAGCGACAGGUGAGUGAGCUGGACGCCAGGUGGACGGCACAGCACAGAUGAGUUUCCUUUUUCUUCCAGGGAUGGAGACCGGGAUCCAGGGAUGACGGUGGGUUUGUGGUCCAUGUACAGGGGCAGGUGGAUCUCGGAUUUGAAUAGACAGAGGACAGCAGAGGUUAGGGCUGGGCAAUAAAUCAAAUUAAUUCAAUUCGCCUUUUUAAAACCUGACGAUUUGAAAAUUUGUCAAAUCGUAAAAUCGCGGCGAGCUUAAAUAUAUAACAAUACAGAUUCUUCUUCUGCCUUUCACGACUUGUGCACUGGCGUUUGCUUCCGCCUCUCAUCUUCUUCGGCCAAAACACUCACACCCCCGUCAUGGUGGACACAACAGCACACGAAGAGUUGGUCGCGAGAAAAGGGCCUCAUGUUACAUCGAUUAUAUGGAAGUGGUUCAGCUUGAGACAAGACUGACACAGAGCAAGCUACAGUCAUGUGCAAGGUUUGCAAAAGUACUGUGAAAAUGAAGAGUAGCAACACAACUAACCUCUUUCAGCACCUCCAGCAGAGGCAUCCUAAAGAAUGGGAAAUGUGCUCGCAGCUACGGGAGUGUGGCAUGGCUACCACUAACCAUAGCAAACAGACCGCUAAGAAACAACAAAAAUCGAUUAAAAUCAUUAUCGUCCAAGAUGACUAAAAAAAAUCGAGAUUUUAUUUUUUGGCCAUAUCGCCCAGCCCUAGCAGAGGUUAACGGGUUGUGGUAAAACAACAGAAUUACUGAGAAACGAGCUGUGAACCCUACAAGCUUGUGUCAUGAUCCAGCACUGAGAGGUGGAUGGCGUCUGGUUUUAUGGCAGAGUUGAUGAGGCUUGGUUGAAUGUGUUCCACCUGACUGAUUGAGGCAGAUGGGAGACACCUGUCGUUACGCUGUAGGAAAUACCUAAAAAGGAAAGGGGAGGGCAGGGCACUAUCUAGGCCUGGCAGCAGCCAGCCUGACAGUACCCCCCCCCACCACCAUGGGCACUUCCUGGUGCCCUAACGGGAUGGUCCGGAUGCCGGCGGAAGAAGUUGGCAAUCAGAGUCCUGUUGAGUACCCGCAAACGGAAAACCCAACUUCUUUCCUGCGGACCGUAACCCUUCCAGUCGACGAGGAACUGUACUACACAGCCGCGGCGACGGGCUUCCAAUAAUCACCUCACUGACUAGGCAGGCGCGCCAUUGACGACCCUGGGAGACGGAGGGGGAUGGAGAGGGCGGGGGGCAGUGUGCUUUCCGAAACAGGCUUUAAUUGAGACACAUGGAAUCAAUCAUCCAUCCAUCCAUUCUCUAUACACCGCUUUAUCCUCACUAGGGUUGCGGGGGGUGCUGGAGCCUAUCUCAGCUGACUCGGGCGAAGGCAGGGGACACCCUGGACAGGUCGCCAGUCUGUUGCAGGGCUACAUAUACAGACAAACAAUCACACUCACAUUCACACCUACGGGCAAUUUACAGUCAUCAAUUAACCUCAGCAUAUUUUUGGACUGUGGGAGGAAGCCGGAGUGCCCGGAGAAAACCCACGCAUGCACAGGGAGAACAUACAAACUCCAUGCAGAAAGAUCCCAGGCCCAGGCCAGGACGUGAACCGGGGAUCUUCUUGCUGCAAGGCGAAAGUGCUAACCACUACGCCACUGAGCAGCCCUGGAAUCAAUCAAUCAAACAUAAUGUAUAGCACUUUUCAUACAAUGAAAUUGCACCACAAAGUGCUUUACAACAUUAAAAACAUUGAAUUAAAAACAAGAAAAUCUUUCCCUCCCACCUUGGGUAUGUACAUAUAUAUACACCUGCAUACACACACACAUGCACACACACGAAUGUAGGAUGUAUCUUCAUAGAAGAAGGUAAGCGAAGACGUACUGCACUUCGGUUGAUCCUACGCUCCACCUCAAAUGGCCCGAUUUAGUGGGGAGCCAGCUUCUUGGACUCAAUCCGCAGGGGAAUGUCCUUUGCCCAGAGCCAGACCUUCUGUCCAGGCUGGUAAUCCAGUGCCGGUCGUCGAUGACGGUUGGCCUGGACCGCCAUCUUCUGGACGGACUGAAUGAGAGCCCGACGGGCCUGCCUCCGCAUGCGGCAGAUGAGGGACUGGACAGAGGGGAUGUUGAUCUCGCCCUCCUGAGAGGGGACCACUGGUGGCUGGUAAACUAAGGAACAUUGGAAAGGGGAAAGUUCAGAGGACGAGUUGGAAAGAGAAUUAUAGGCGUACUCAAUCCAGGGGAGCCUCUCACUCCACGAAGAGUGGUUCUCAGACACCAUACAACGGAGGAAUACCUCAACAGACUGAUUGGUUCUCUCGGUUUGUCGGUUAGAGUGGGGAUGGAACCCCAAGGUUAGACUGACCUUAGCUCCCAAGGUGUUACAGAAGGCUUUCCAAACCUCUGAAGUGAACUGUGGCCCACAGUCCGACACGAUGUCCUUAAGAAUCCUGUGGAGGCUGAAAACGUGUUGGAGCAAUGUUUCAGCAGUCUCCUUGGCCAACGGAAGCUUGGGCAGGGGAACAAAGUGAGCAGCCUUUGAAAACUGGUCAACAAUGGUAAGUAUAACGGUGUUAUACUUACCAUUGUUGAUCAGGGAGGCAGGGAGACCAGUGAUAAAGUCCACAGCUUUAUGCGACCAAGGACGCCAGGGAACUGGGAGCGACUGGAGGAGACCAGGGCUGGAUUGGUUAGGAGACUUACUUCGUGCACAGGUGGUACAUGCAGUGACAAACUCCUUAGUGUCCACCACCAUGGUUCGCCACCAGAACUUUCGGCGGAGGACUUCUAAGGUUCGGUGGGUCCCGGGAUGACAGGCAAUCCGCGAGGCGUGUCCCCACUGGAGAACCUGAGGGCGGACAGACUCAGGAACAAACAUCCUCCCGUUAGGGCAAUUACCUGGGUCAGGGCUCUGUCUCUGGGCCCUGCGCACAUGCUCUUCAAUCUGCCAGGUCAGGGAAGCGACAAGGCAGGACUUAGGCAGAAUGGGGUCUGCGUCCCCUGUCUCUUCCUUCGUCGUGAGCUGCUGGGAGAGGGCGUCAGAAGAAAGAGAAAAAUUAAAGCGAUCAAAAAGCAGUGCCCACCGUGCCUGGUGGGGAUUCAGUCUCUUAGCUGACUUAACAUAUUCGAGGUUCUUGUGGUCUGUCCAUACUAUAAAUGGUUGUUCUGUCCCCUCUAACCAGUGCCGCCACUCCUCCAAGGCUACUUUGACUGCUAAGAGUUCUCAGUUACCGACAUUGUGGUUGCGCUCUGCCACAAUGAACCAUCAGGAGAAGAAGGCACAGGGGUGGAGUUUCUGGUCCACUGGAGAGCGUUGUGAGAGGACUGCCCCUGCUCCUGUAUCAGAGGCGUCAGCCUCCACAAUGAACUGGAGAGCGGGGUCAGGCUGCGACAGAAUCAGUGCGGUGGUGAACUGGUGCUUUAGUUCCAGAAAAGCUUGCUCAUCCUCCGGGGUCCACUGAAAAGAUCUGAGAGUAGAUGUUAAUGUAGUGAGUGGGGCUGCUACCUUACUAUAGUUCCUUAUGAAUCUCCUGUAGAAGUUGGCGAAACCCAAGAAACGUUGAAGCUGUUUUCGGGUUGAUGAAACUGGCCAUUCCUGUACUGCAGUCAGCUUACCAAGGUCCAUAUGGAUCUUUCCAGGAGAGAUAACAUAUCCCAAGAAAGAGACAGUGGUAGUGUGAAACUCACAUUUCUCAGCUUUCACGUAGAGUCGAUCCUUUAGAAGCCUCUCCAGGACACAGCGCACAUGACCGACAUGCUCCUCCUGGUUCUGUGAAUAAAUCAAAAUGUCAUCAAGAUAAGCACACACCCAGCGAUUAAUCAUGUCUCUGAGAACGUCAUUGAUGAGAUUCUGGAACACAGCUGGGGCGUUGGUGAGCCCAAAGAGCAUCACCAGGUACUCAAAAUGUCCCAAUGGUGUGUUAAAUGCUGUUUUCCAUUCAUCCCCUUUCUUUAUCCGAACCAGGUGGUAUGCAUUCCUGAGGUCCAACUUAGUGAAAAUCCUGGCUCCUUGGAGAGGUGUAAAAGCCGAGUCCAUGAGGGGUAACGGGUAAGAGUUCUUAACGGCGAUCUUGUUUAACCCCCUGAAAUCGAUGCAGGGCCUUGGUGUACCAUCCUUCUUAUCAACAAAGAAGAAUCCGGCACCGACAGGGGAGGAAGAAGGUCUAUUAUUCUGACUGCCAAAGAGUCUCAGAUAUAGCUUUCCAUGGCUGCUUGUUCUGGCUUGGACAGGCUAUAUCAGCCCGAUCUCACGAGGAUUCGUGAAACUGUUACGUAAAUUUUUGUUUCGGUUUCGUGCGCACCAACAUGAUUUCGUCAUGUUUUUCGUGCCGCUCACCACAAAAUGCGCACCAAUGUAUUUUAAACGGCGGACUUUUCGUGCCACCAGAACGUAUUUCAAACGAAUGUGUGUAUUAUAUUUUUAAUGUAAAACCAUGGCGAAUCCAACGCUAUAUUUUGCAUGACAUCGUCCCUAACCAUAACCCUAACCAUAACCCUAACCAUAACCUAACCAUAACCUAACCAUAACCCGGUGGUACACUUACCAAUUUGCAUAGGAAUUUAAAGAAUGUCCGGCGGCCGGCGGCCGCAAACGCAAUCACACAAGCAGUAUACGCCGAUGGACAGCUUAGAUCGUCAUGAAUCCGCUGGUAUAAACCACUUUCAGCUGUGAUUACCACAGCGGGUUUCGUUGUGAGCAACACGAAAAACAUUUCGUGGUGAGCGGCACGAAAAACAUGACGAAAUCGUGUUGGUGCGCACGAAAAAGAAACAAAAAAUUUACGUAACAGUUUCACGAAUCCCCGUGAGACCGUGUUGGCUAUAUAGAUGACUGGUUGGUAAUGUAGCUCCAUCUACAAAUUCAGUUGAACAGUCAUGAGGGCGGUGAGGAGGGAGAGACAUAGCUUUCGAUUUACUAAAAACUGCUGCCAAGUCAUGGUACUGAGGGUGAACAGUCUCUAAAUUAACUGGUUCUGGCAACUUCUGAGUCUCGAAACCAGGUGGAGUAAGCGCAGAAACCAAGCAACUCUGAUGGCAGGCACGGCUCCAAGAUAAAACCUCCCCCUGUUGCCAAUCUAACUGUGGAUUAUGCUGUACCAGCCAUGGAUAACCUAGCACCAUGAGGGGGUUAGAAUGUUCAGUUACACAGAAUGCGAUCCUUUCGCAAUGAUUCCCUGCCAUUAACAAAUCUACUGGAAUGGUUCUCCGAGACACCGUAGCUAAGCAUAUUCCAUUCAGGGAGCAAGCAGUAAGUGGUUGAUCAAGGGGAACUGAUGGAAUAUCUAGCUGUCUUACCAAGUUAGCAUCCAGGAAGCUCCCCUCUGCGCCUGAGUCCACCAGAGCAGCAACCGGUAAGGAGACGGAUCUCCAGCACAGCGUAGUUUUCACCUGAAGACGAUGCGGAGGAGAUGAGGAAACUCGAUCCACCAUAAACUCCCCUGCUACUGGUGAGUCCCCCCUUUUGUUGGAUGCCGAGGGCAGGCGGCAACGAAGUGACCCGACUCUCCACAGAAUAGACAGAUGGGCCUCCCUGCAAUGCUCCUUCUCCUUGUUUAGCACGGCCCAACUGCAUCGGUUCUGGCUCCUCAGCGGCGGUCUCCGGAGACUUGAGCCCUCUGAUAGUUCCGGGGGAAUUCUGCCCCCCUGGAGGGCAGACUCUCCUCUCUCUUCGCCUCUCGCGAAUCCGGGUGUCCAGUUUUAUUGCGAGAGCGAUCCACUGUUCCAAAGCGUCUGGUUUGUCCCUGAGGGUUAACUCAUCCUUUAAACCAUAGAACGCAUUUCUGAGAGCAGAGUCGUUCCAAUCCACCUCGGCGGCAAGGGUCCGGAACUCCCGGGCGUACUCAGCAAUGCUCCCUGUUGAAUGGCUCCUAAUCGGGUGGUUGCAUCAAGACUGCUCACAGGAUGGCCAAAGUUCCUCCGCAUCUCUUCCACAAACUCCGUGUAGGAAUCACAGAGAGGCCCCUGGCAUUUCCACACCGCCGUUCCCCAGUCCUGAGCAUCUCCCAUUAACUGACCUAUUAAAUAAGCGAUAUGAGACCUGUCAGUCGAAUACGAAGACAGUUGUAACUCGAAAACCAGAGAAACUUGUGUUAGAAAUGCCUGACAAGCUCCAAAAUGCCCGUUAUGUCGCUCGGGAGUAGGCACAUGAUGCUUCCUGUCUGAAGAGGCGUUCACGGCCGGCCCGGCCAAAGCUAAACAGUUAGUAAGUCGAUUUACCUUCUCGGUAAACAAAGCUACCUGUUUGUACAAGGCGGAGUUGCUACUGGAAAGUGAGCGAAGUGUCUCAUCAUGUCGAGUAAGGUUGCAUCAAUGCUCGAAAAAACCUCCUGGAGCGACAUACCGGAGGCCCCAUCUGACGUUGAUUCAUUCCCCGCUGAGCUCAUGCUUUGGCUGGAUCGUAAUGUCAGGGAUUGUUUGGGUCAGCUCAGGUGAAGGGAAUGAACAGACUGGCUUUGAAUGCAACACAAGUCUCUAUUUACAACAAAGGUCGAACUACAAAACCAAAACUAGGACUACAAAUGGAAACGGAAAGCGGGAGCAUACGGCUUGAAAAACUACAGCGACUACUAGAGGCAAAAAUAGUGAAUAACAACAAAAACAUCAGUCUAACUCUAAAUAAGGUUCGUAGGACAAGAACGACUCAGAAUAAACAAGAUACUUUGACGACAGAGUAACAAGGAGAAAAGCUGCGACUUGGACUGCUCCUACAGAAGCAAAACUACAACAAGACUACUAUUAAUCUACUUAACAACCAGGGAUGCUCGGGGUAGGUUCACAGCGGUGCAGGUGAGGAUUGGCAGCGUGCUGGUGGCCAGAUGGAGGACAGUGUGGAGAAGCGACAGGUGAGUGAGCUGGACGCCAGGUGGACGGAACAGCACAUGUGAGCUUCCUUUUUCUUCCAGGGACGGAGACCGGGAUCCAGGGACGACGGUGGGUUUGUGGUCCUCGUACAGGGGCAGGUGGAUCUGGGACUGGAAUAGACAGAGGACAGCAGAGGUUAACAGGUUUGCAGUAAAACAACAGAAUUACUGAGAAACGAGCUGUGAGCCCUAGGAGCUUGUAUCAUGAUCCAGCACUGAGAGGUGGAUGGCGUCUGGUUUUAUGGCAGAGUUGAUGAGGCUUGGUUAAAUGUGUUCCACCUGUCCCUGAGCCGGCUGACUGAAGCAGAUGGGAGACACCUGUCAUUGCGCAGCAGGAAACCUAUAAAGGAAAGGGGAGGGGAGGGCACUAUCUAGGCCUGGCAGCAGCCACCCUGACAGCCAGACUUGUUCUGUACUGUGUGGUUCUCUUUGAAUUUGUUGAUGAGACUUCUCCCUCCACUUCUUGACACUUGGAAAUGCUGUGAUAACUUUGUAGACCCUUCUCAUGCUUUGUAAGCAUCAGCAAUUCUUUUCCUCUGUUUGUUUUUGGCAUGAUGCUUUUCUCAAGUGACAGCUCAAAUCCUUAAGUUUUUUUUUACUGUGUGUAAAGUGUAGGACAAACUCCAGUUUUAACUUGACUGACUGACUGACUGACUGACUGAUUGAUUGAUUACAAGCUGUGAGCAUUACAAAGUUAAAGCAUUUAAUUGCACAACAGUGGUUUGUGUUUUGGCUCAAUAAAAGGUAAAUUCUUAAAGGGGAACUUCGGUUUUUUUCAACCUGGGGUCUGUUUCCAUAUGUAAUUUCAUACAUGUGAGUGAUGGAGAAAUGAAUUUUCGACAUAGCUCCAGUAUUUAGCCAGGCAGGCAGCUUAGCAGCUCAGCUAGCAGCUCGGCUAGCGAAAAGUAUGGGGCAGCUGGCCCCCCCGCGUCAAAGUCCGCCCUAACGUGCUUUUGCCCCACACUGACCGCUAUCGCGCGAUUUCGGAACGAGAUUUGGUUUCUAGCGUCGUGAGAUUUGGACACAGACCACAACAAAGAGCGAUCGCCAGGUAAUGUGGAGGUUUUCGUUCACUUCUCAUCUCUAGUAUGUUGUGGGACACUCAUUGAGACUAUCUGAGCCGGUCAGUGUGGGGCAAAAGCACGUUAGGGCGGACUUUGACGCGGGGGGGCCAGCUGCCCCAUACUUUUCGCUCGCCGAGCUGCUAGCUGAGCUGCUAAGCUGCCUGCCUGGCUAAAUACUGAAGCUAUGUCGAAAAUUAAUUUCUCCAUCACUCACAUGUAUGAAAUUACAUAUGGAAACAGACCCCAGGUUGAAAAAAACCGAAGUUCCCCUUUAAGGGGGCUAAUAAUUUUGACCCUGGUAGUUUUUGGUUUUUGGUAAAUAAUUUUGUUUCUGUGUGCAAAGUAAAAUAAUGUAAGAAUCUAAAAUAAAACUAGGAUUUUUGCAAAAGCUUUGAUAGAAAUUCCUUGAUGUGUUUAACAGCACUUGGGAAUUUUUUUUGAAAAAUAGCGAAAACUUCAUAGGGUGGUUAAUAAUUUUUUCUUAAGCUGUAUUAUACUUUUCCAAAAAUAAUUUGAGUUGUCUAUCACUAAACAUCUUUAAAGAUGAAAGAAAUACUAGAGGUCCAAUGCUUAUUUGGAAAAUUAUUGAAAUUGUUCCUAAAGAGAGAGCUGGGGGCAUGAAGACAUGUUGUUUGAACUUGGAAUGUGGUAUGUCUCACAGUAUUAAUAUUUUCCUAAAAUACAUUCCAAAAAAUGUUGCAGUUUUGCAGUUCAGAGUGUGGGGUGCUGGGAAAUGUAGUGUUUGUCUACAUUCAGGCACAAAUAGGUACAGCUAAACAGCCUUAAAAAACUGACGCAAUUUUUGCAAUUGUGGGCCUCAGAGUUAAAUGGAUUGUGCAAUACAGCAGUUAUAUUGAAUGUGACAGUUUCACAAAUGAGUGAUAAAGCUGCCAGUGUGGAAAGGCUAUCACACCUUAAUAUACUUAUAUUAACCCAAUGCACAUUUUAGUACCACUUAGGUUUGGUCACCUAAGAUGGUACCAAUAUCUGGUCUACCCAUGGACUAAUUUACAAAGGACAGGAAAUGUUAUAUCCAUAAAUAACUGUAACACUAACAGAAAAAAACAUCUUCAUUGCUGGACUUCAGCUGAACAAACUAAUACGAACACUUCAUUUAUACCAUAAUAACUAGCCAAUUUUUUAUUUUGUGUAAUUAUACAAGUUCCAGAAUUCACAAACAGGAUAUAAAAUACCUACUUCAAGCAAAAGGUAACUGGUAUUCAUCCACAACCCUGUCACUCCUCAGUUUACAUAUGUUUUAUGCAUUUAUGUUAUAGAAAAGUAAAAACAAUUACUGACUGCCUCCUUAAUUAUUUUCAAAAGGGGACUUAAUAGAUGUACUAUAAACCUUUUACAGUAGUUCAUGAAAUCUGUGUCACAAUAAAAAUACAGUAUUGGUGCAUUUGUACUUGAUACGUGACAUGAUGUAAAAACAUCCUGUCAAUAUAUGUCACAUCUAGGCCAGUUGAAAUGAGGUUGGGGUAGCUUGUGUUCUUCCUAGUAUUUCAUAAUCACACGCAGUGUACAUAACAUCAAACAGUAUUUAUACUGGCUGUGCAUACCUAAGUGUAUUGUAUUACUCACAAUCACCUAUCACUCUGUACAUUUGCAUAUGAGAAGACCUCCAUAUGCACUCACCGGCCACUUUAUUAGGUGCACCUGCUCAAUUGGUUGUUAACACAAAUAGUUAAUCAUCCGGUCACAUGGCCACAACUUAAUGCAUUUUGGCAUGUAGACGGGGUCAAGACAACUUGCUGAAGUUCAAACUGAGCAUCAGAAUGGGGGAGAAAGAGGAUUUAAGUGUCUUUGACCAUAGCAUGGCUGUUGGUGCCAGGUGGUUGUCUGAGUAUUUAAAAAUCUACUGAUCUACUGUGAUUUUUGCGCACAACCACCUCUAGGGUUUACAGAGAAUGGUCUGAAAAAAAGGCAAAUAUCCAGUGAGUGGCAGUUGUGUGGACCAAAAUGUCUUGUUGAUGUGAGAGGUCAGAGGAGAAUGGGAAGACUGGUUCAAGAUGACAGAAAGGCAACAGCAACUCAAAUAGCCACUUGUUACAACUAGGAAAAUGGGCUACAGCAGCAGAAGACCAUACCUGGUGCCACUCCUGUCAGCUAAGAACAGGAAACUGAGGCUAGAAAUUCACAAAGGCUCACCACAAUUGGACAACAGAAUAUUGGAAAACCGUUGCCUGGUCAAUGAGUCUCCAUUUCAGCUGUGACAUUUAGUAUCAGAAUCAGCUUUAAUGGCCAAGUACAUACUCAGCAUACAAGGAAUUUGGUUUCGACUGUUGAUGUCAUCCUAGGAAUAUGUGAGAGAAUAAAAAAAAAUAAGCUGCAGAAAGAGGAACAGGGAAAGAGAUUUGAUGACUGCAGUGUAGAACUGGAUCAAUAGCUCCUGUGGCAGGCCGUGUCUCUUCAGCUGUCGCAGGAAAUCCAUCCUCUGCUGAGCCUUUUUUAGGAUGGAGCAGAUGCUCUUCUGCCACUUCAGGUCCUUAGAAAUUGUAGUCCCCAGGAGCUUGAAGGACUCCAGAGCUGACACAGAACUGUUGCUGAUGGUGAGGAGGAGCAAUAAUGGGGGCUGUCUUCUGAAGUCCAUGAUCAUCUCUGCAGUCUUCAGUGCAUUCAGCUCCACCUUGUUCUGGCUGCACCAAAUCACCAGCCGCUCAACCUCCUGCCGAUAUGGAGAGCGUCACCACCCUGGAUCAGGCCAAUGAAUGUUGUAUUGUCUGCAAACUUCAGGAGUAAUAGUUGAGUGCUUAGAGGUGCAGUCAUUGGUGUAGAGGUAGAAGAGUAGUAGAGACAGGACACACUCCUGGUGGGUGCCAGUGCUGACAGUCUGGGUGGUUGAGGUGACAUCUCCCAGCCUCACCUGCUGCCUCCUGUCUGUCAGGAAACUGGUGUUUCACUGACACAUGGGUGGAGACACAGUAAGGUGGGAGAGUUUGUGGAGAGGAUUACAGGGAUGACAUUGUUGAGUGCUGAGGAAAAAUCCAUAAAUAUGAUUCUUGCAUAACUCCCAGGGUCAUCUAGAUGUUGCAGGAUGUAGUGCAGCCCCAGACUGACUGCAUCAUCAACUGACCUGUUUGGGUGAUAAGCAAUCUGCAUGGGGUCCAGCAGAGGCCCUACUAUGGAUUUCAGGUGGCUCAACACCAGUCUCUCAAAGGACUUCAUGACCACAGAUGCCAGAGCUACUAGUCUGUAGUCAUUCAGUCCUGUGAUGGAGGGUUUUUUCGGAACUGGGAUGAUUGUGGAAUGUUUGAAUGUAGAUGAGACUUCACAUAGUUCGUGGGAACUGUUGAAGAUCCUGGUGAAGAUUGGAGCCAGCUGGUCAGCACAGGCUUUAAGACAGGAGGGUGACACAUCAUCUGGUCCUGAUGCUUUCCUGGUCUUCUACCUCUGGAAAAGCUGGUUCUUCUUCAUGCACUGUGAGUGUGAUUGGGGGGGGGGGGGGGGGGGGAGUUUGGGGUGCAGCCUGAGGUGUGAUGGGGGUUGUUGGUGUGGUGGUUGGGUUGGUGAGGGGUGUAAAUGUGUCCCUUUCAAGACUACAGUAGAAGGUAUUGAGCUUGUUGGCCAGGUCUGUGUUUGCUUCAGCAGAGGGGGAGGGUCUCCUGUAGUUAGUGAUGUGUUAAAGGCCUCUUCACACUGAAGCAGGGUCGUUAGCUGAGAACCGGUUCUUCAGCUUCUCUUCAGAGUAGCUCUUCUAUGCCACUCUGAUCUCUUUGUUCAGUGUGUUACUGGCCUUCUUAAGCAAGUCUCUGCCCCUACUCCUGUAGACGUCCUCCUUGGCGUGGUGGAGCUGUCGCAGUUUGGUGGUGAACCAUGGCUUGUUAUUGUUCAAAGUCCUGAAAGUUUUGAUUGGCAUACACUUGUCGUCACAGAAACAAGGCUGUCAUAGUGUCUGUCAGAUUACCCAGGUUGUUGUUGGCAGCUUCAAAAACACUCCAGUCUGUCCAGUCAAAUCAGGCUUGAAGUUCCUGCUUUUCCUCACUGGUCCAUUUCCUCACAGUUUUAACCGCAGGCUUUGUAGAUUUUAGUUUCUGCCUGUAUGUGGGGAUCAGAUGGACCAGACAGUGAUCACAAUGACCCAAAGCUACCUGGGAAACAGGGUGGUAUGCUCCUUUUAUAAUGGUGUAACAGUGGUCCAGUGCAUUGCUGUCUCUUGUGGGGCAGCUAAUAUGCUAUUUGUAUAUUCAGAUGGUGGGGUCAGUAUUUGGCGUAAACAACAUGAAAACAUGGAUCCAUUCUGCCUUGUAUCAACGGUUCAGGCUACUGCUGGUGGUGUAAUGGUGUGGGGGAUACUUUCUUGGCUCACUUUAGGUCCCUUAAUACCAGCUAAGCAUGGUUUAAACGCCACAGCCUGAGUAUUGUUGCUAACCAAGUCCAUCCCUUCAUGACCACAGUGUACAAACUGGUUUCUUGAACAGGACAAUGAGUUCACUGUACUCCAAUGGCCUCCACAGUCACCAAAUCGCAAUCUACUUCUGGGAUGUGGUGGAGCGGGAAAUUGGAUUCAUGGAUGUGCAGCCGACAAAUCUGCAGCAAUUGUAUGAUGCUAUCAUGUCAAUAUGGAUCAAAAUCUCUGAGGAAUGUUUCCAACACCUUGUUGAAAGUAUGCCACAAAGAAUUAAGGAAGAUGAAGGCAAAAGGGGGUCCAACCUUUUACUAGCAAGGUGUACCUAAUCAAGUGGCUAGUGAGUGUAUAUUCUCUACUACCGUCCAUGGUAUAUGUUGGGUAUUGCAGUGUACUGAUCACUCUAGUUGUAGUUUGAAAUAGGUUUUUUACAACAAUAAUUAUGGGACUGACUUAUGGAAUAUUUGCUGUCAAACAUUAUCCAUCACAUUAGAUGUUACUCUUUUAUGUAACCGCAAAAAGAUGAAUGGGAGUAUGUAGAUAAAUGUAUGAAGUGUUGUGCACAACUGAGUUACACAUUGUAACUCCUUAUUAACUAUAUCUGUAUAUUUUACUUUUUUUUAGAAUAUAGGACUACUAUUCUACUUGGACUGCUCUCUAUAACAACUCAUCUUUUUUUUGAAAAGUGAUACAUCUGUUCUUCUGUGUAUCUGCGAAAUAGAUCACUGUAUAUUUUAAAGCUUUUUAUAGUGGCAUGCUUUGCUGUUGUACUCGGAUCGUUAUUUUAUGAAAGUGGUCAUUGAAUCUUAGUUUAAAAUCGUAUAUAUGCAGUGGAUUUGGAGGAAAAUUAAUACAUAAUCCACUUCUUUCUGUUGCCUGGUCUACACUUCUUAACCUAAAAGUAAACUAAACAACAUUCCUUUUGUAAGGAAAGAGAGCUGUGACAAUGGCUUCAUACUGUACAGUGUGAUCAUACAUUUUGAAAUUGCCAAAUCUAUCAUUGUCUCCUGAGUUUGCUCCCGAUUGCUUAGCCUUUAACUCUGUGCCAGUUGCCUUUAUUUCCUUCCACCCUUUUUGUCAUAAGAUGUAGCCAUUUUUUGUUGAUAGUUGAUUAAGACACCUUUUGUAAGUUCACUUGUUUUUGUUUUGUUUGUUUUUUAAAUUUCCUUCAAGUCUUUGUUAUGCGUGUAUUUGGAAAAUGCUUUGCAUUUUUAAGGUUUGUAAUUUACUGUAAACUGUUUUUGCUGUUUAUGGAUGAGACUUUUACAAAAUAUACUCAUUGGAAUGCACAA